CGCAUUACGUUAUUACGUCUAUGUGUGAUUGCAUCUUUGCCAAACCUUUUGUCACACAAUUUACUGACUGUAUUGUAAAUAGGGGGGAAGUGCUAUAUCUUGACAUUUACUGUUUAUUGGAUCCGUAAAGUUUCUUUCAUGUGCUAAAUAGAAUACUGAUCUUACUUCCAUUAGUUUAUUCCUCGAUAAUGCUUCGAGUAAUAAGGAUGUUAAACUGAGGACAGCAGAUUCGCUUAAUAAUUACUUUCAUCAUUAUUCAAGCGAUGCCUAUACACAACAUAAUGUCUGCUUAUGAAAACAAUGAUUGUGUAAUUGUUUAAAUUACUCGAAGGAAAAUGUCCGGACAGUCCUCCUCUGAAAAUGAUACUGAUAAAAAAUAUAGUAAUUCGUUAAAAUAUGACGAAACAAACAGUAAGAAUCAUGAUGAAGAUAUAUGCAGACACAAGACUAAGGAAAACAACUCGAAUAUCGGUGAUAAGGAAAAAUAUAAUCGAGAAAAUGAGGUAACAGGCAACACGUGUAUCGAUGAAAACAAGAACAAUGUUUUGCUCGCGUCGAAAAUUCAAAAUAUGAUGAAGAAGAUGGGAUACAAGCCGGGGAAAGGUCUUGGAAAAAAUGACCAAGGUCGUGUUGAACCAGUGGAAACUGUUAUUCAACGUGGUCGGAAAGGAUUGGGACAUUAUAUACACAAGGUUAACAGAAAAAAAUCAAAUAACGGGGAUAUCGUUAAUAACGUAGAGGAGGAGAAUCAAACUCGAGAGAGUGAGACCGCAAACAACGCACAUAUUGAUGAAACCAGGAGCAAUGUGUUACACGCGUUAAAAAUUCAAAAUAUGAUGAAGAAAAUGGGAUACAAACCAGGGAAAGGUCUUGGAAAAAAUGAUCAGGGUCGUACAGAACCGGUGGAAGUAAUUACUCCGCAUGGUCGAAGAGGAUUAGGGUUUAUCGCAUCCCAAAUUUCAAAGAAAAAAGUUGCAAUUCUCAAAAAGGUUCCAAUCGCACCUUCCUCCUUUCCUUCUUCUCCCGCUCCUCCUCCUUUCAAAGACUGAAAAUAUAUGAUUAUUUUAUUUUUUACAUAGGAAGUGUAACAAAAUGUAGCCGAAUGAAAGUGUUCCUUUUAAAGAUUCAGAAUGGUUACUUUUAGUCCUAAUUCUUGUGCAAUCCCAAUUCUCUUGAUUUUGCUCUCUUUUAUUUUAUUUUUCGCUUUCUAAAUCCAUAUCCAUUAUCAGACAAGUAGUUCCAUGCAACUUUUAAUCAGGGACAUGUGAAACUUGGCUAAAAUUAAAUGGUUUCUGAUUUGAUUAUUUAGGCGACUAUUCUGUUGUGGAAUUAUAGGAUGAAUGGAUUUAUUAGAAACUAUUAUACAGUCAAUUUCUUCUUUUUCAGAUUUUCCUCUAUUUCAAGUUGGCUGUGUUUUCUAAAGUAGAAAUUUUUUCUUUGCAUUAUUCUGCACUUAUUCACCUUCAGCCACAAGCUUACAUUGGAGUGAAAAGAUUAAUUAAAGAUAAAAUAAUUUUUGUGCAUACGUUAUUAGAAUGGAAAUCGAGAAAAUUACUAGAUUAUAGAAAUUGCCUGUAAAUUUAUCUGUAAAAUUAUAAUAUUCUUUCUUUUCCUAAGAUGCUCGAUUGUAUAUUAA
Camponotus floridanus (Florida carpenter ant) is the source of this 1636-nucleotide messenger RNA. RefSeq names its product cap-specific mRNA (nucleoside-2'-O-)-methyltransferase 1-like. The transcript is spliced from 2 exons. NCBI's taxonomy places the organism in Eukaryota, Metazoa, Arthropoda, Insecta, Hymenoptera, Formicidae. Gene Ontology annotation, molecular function: nucleic acid binding. Bases 336 to 1049 code for a protein of 237 amino acids. The record is from RefSeq and is a predicted model, not a curated record.